AUGGUAUCCACAGCCGAAAAGUCGAAUCACCGGAUGGCCAAAAAAGACCAAGCUUCGAAAACCAACGAGAAGGCUGGGCGCAAGAAGAGUGCAGCCAAAGCUGAGGAGGCCGCCUCGGCCUUUCAGCCCAACGAAAACCUGAAGACCACACUGGCUCAAAUCGAGAAGCAGUUUGGCGAAGGGGCCAUCAUGCCCCUGGGCAGUGAGCAGACCGGGCGGAUCAAGGGUAUCCCCACCGGAAGCCUCUCCCUCGACCUGGCCCUGGGCGGGCAAGGCAUUCCGCACGGUCGCGUGAUCGAGGUGUUCGGCCCCGAAUCCAGCGGUAAAACCACACUGGCCUUACACGUGGUGGCCCAAGCCCAAAAGCAAGGUGGCAUCGCCGCGUUCAUCGACGCCGAACACGCCCUGGACCCCUCGUGGGCCAAGAAACUGGGCGUCGAGCUGGAAAGCCUGCUGGUCAGCCAGCCGGGCAACGGUGAAGAAGCGAUGCACAUCACUGAGAUGCUCAUUCGCUCGAACGCAGUCGACGUGAUCGUGGUCGACUCGGUGGCCGCCCUGGUGCCUAAGAAGGAACUCGAGGGCGAAAUCGGCGAUUCGCACGUGGGCCUGCAAGCCCGGCUGAUGAGCCAAUCGAUGCGGAAGCUCACCGGGGCCAUCGCCAAGAGCAAGACGGCCGUGAUCUUCAUCAACCAGAUUCGCGAGAAAAUCGGCGUGAUGUUCGGCAGCCCCGAGACCACCCCCGGUGGGCGGGCCCUGAAGUUCUAUUCUUCAUGCCGUAUCGAUGUGCGUCGGAUCGGCCAAUUGAAAGACGGCGAAGACGUGGUCGGCCAGCGGGUGCGGGCUAAAGUGGUAAAGAACAAGGUCGCCCCACCAUUCCGCGUGGCCGAGUUCGAUAUGAUGCACACUGGCGGAAUCAGCUACGAAGGCGACGUGCUCGACCUGGCCCUGGCGCACAAGAUCGUCUCCCGCUCGGGGGCUUGGUUCCGCUACGGCAAAGAGCACAUCGGCCAGGGGCGUGAGAAGACCCGUAUCUUCUUGCAAGAGAACCCCGACAUUACAGCCGAACUGAAAGACAAGGUGAUGCAGGCCGGCGGCUUCAUUGAAGACGGCCUGGUGACACCCAACGAAGGACGCGCGUCGUUGCACCCAGUGGCGCUCGCCUACGAUGAGGUGACAGCCAUGCUGGGUAAAUGCAGCCGUGUGAAGAACUGCCACGACCGCGAAAGUUGGGUCGACGAAGCGGCGCGUCCAUCUUUGGAGCUUUCUGGUUCCAAAUUGCGGGGGCAAUCGACCGCGCUAGUGGUGAGUUACCUCGCCGUAGUGCUAGCACUGGCUGCCGGGCCGGCGAUGGCUCAGCCACCGGCGGCUUUGGACAUUGUGGAUGCGGUCGAACAGGUCGUCUCCGAUGCGAUCGCCCGGGCGGAACCGUCGGUGGUGAGCAUCGCCCGGGUGCGGCCCACCGAAGUGGCCGCCACGCCGCGGGCCCCGUUCGAUCCGUUCGGCGCUCAGCUUCUGCGCGACAAUCCAAACCCCAAGGACCCCAGCUUCGUUCCUAAUGAAUACGGCACCGGGGUCAUCGUCGACGCGCAGGGCCUGAUCCUCACGGCCUAUCACAUCCUGGGUAACAGCGAGCAGUACGACUACUUCGUCACCACGAUCGAUCGCCAAACCUACAAGGCCACGCUGCUAGCUGCCGAUCCGCGGAGCGACUUGGCGAUCUUGAAGAUCGAAGCCUCCGGGCUGCGGCCCAUCAAGUUCGGCAAUGCCGACAACCUGCGAAAGGGCCAAAUCGUCAUUGCACUGGGCAACCCAUACGCGAUCGCCCGCGAUGGCCAGGUCAGCGCCAGUUGGGGCAUCGUGGCCAACAUGCAUCGCAAAGCGCCUCGUGACGCGGCCGAAGGUGAUGGAAGUGUCUCCUCAACACUCCACCAAUACGGCACGCUCAUCCAGACCGAUGCCAAACUGAACCUGGGAACCAGCGGUGGGGCCCUCAUCGACAAGACGGGCCAAAUGGUUGGGCUUACCACCUCGCUGGCCGCCAUCGCCGGGUACGAGAAAGCGGCCGGAUAUGCCAUGCCGGUCGAUGAGACGUUCCGCCGCGUGGUCGACACGCUGAAGAAGGGCCGCGAGGUUGAAUACGGCUUCCUGGGCAUCGAGCCCGACAAUCUCUCGGAGCAAGAGCAGCGGAUCGUGCGACAAGGCAUGCGGGUCAAUCGCGUCUACGCCGGCACCCCGGCCAGAGACUUCGGCCUGAUGGAAGGCGAUAUCAUCACUUCGGUCGACGGCGAAGCGGUUUUCGAUGCCGACUCGCUGGUGCUGGCCGUGGGGAAAGAACCGGUGCAUGCCACCGUCACACUGGGAGUUGUUCGCAACAACGACCAGAUCCCGCCGCUCAACAUCCGCUUGGCCAAAUUCCCCGUGCAGGGGCGAAAAGUCUUCCAGCCACGCGAUCCGUGGCGUGGUCUGCUGGUCGAUUACAAGACGGCCACCAUUCAAGAAUCCCGCUUCCGCCCCAUCCCCCCCGGCGACGCGGUGGUGGUGCUCGAGGUGGACGAAGAUAGCCCCGCCUGGAACGCCGGUGUGCGGCGGGGCAUGUUCAUCACCCACGUGGGCAACCAGAAGGUCUCCUCGCCCGCGGAAUUCGAGAAGCUCGUCAAGAACGAGACCGAUCUCGUGCGGCUCCGCUUUGCCGAAUCGUUCGAUGGCCCCAACACGGCUGCCAUCUCACCGACGUUCAUCUGGCGGUUCGCUUGCAAUUUCGUCGGCCAUUCUUGCGGUGUGACCUACAUUUUCGUUGAGAUCCCACCGCUGGCACCCGGCGUUCGGCCACUCAGCUGCACACAUUGCGUGAGCCUGUCGUUCGUCUGCGUCGCAUCCUCGGGCCGCCGGUAUGAUGGGCGGCGUAUCCGUCCUGUUGCCGCUGUCCCCGCACAAAUGCUGAUGAAAACCGACGAACUUCGCGAAAAAUACCUGGCUUUCUUCGAGUCCAAAGGCUGUAUCCGCCGCCCCAGCGACGUGCUGGUCCCGCAGUGGGACCCCUCGGUGCUGUUCACCCCCGCGGGCAUGAACCAGUUCAAGGACCACUUCCUCGGCAAGUGCAAGCUCGACUUCACCCGCGCCACCACAUGUCAGAAGUGCCUUCGCACGGGCGAUAUCGAAAACGUGGGCCGCACGGCCUACCACCACACCUUCUUCGAAAUGCUGGGCAACUUCAGCUUCGGCGAUUACUUCAAGCGCGAGGCCAUCGCCUGGGCGUGGGAGUUUCUCACGGAUAAGAAGUGGCUCGGCAUCAAUGCCGACCAGCUUUCGGUCACCGUGUACGAAGACGACGACGAAGCCUACGCCAUUUGGAACGAGGACAUCAAACUGCCGACCUCCCGCAUUCGCCGGCUGGGCGAAGGCGACAACUUCUGGCCGGCCAACGCCCCCAGCCAGGGGCCCGAUGGGGUCUGCGGCCCCUGUAGCGAAAUCUUCUAUCACGCCACGCCCAAGGAAGAAGUCGAAAUCUGGAAUCUCGUCUUCACGCAGUUUAAUCGCGUGGGCGAUCCGCCGGACAAUCUCCGCCCGUUGCCCAGCAAGAACAUCGACACGGGGAUGGGCCUCGAGCGUACGGCCUCGGUGCUGCAGGGUGUGGAUACGAACUUCCACAUCGAUAUCCUCCGCCCGUUGGUCGAGGCGGCCGCCGACGUGUGCAGCACGAAGUACGACCCCAGCACCGAGAACGGUCGCCGGCUGCGGCGCAUCGCCGAUCACGUGCGGGCCUGCGUUUUCGCCAUCCACGAGAAUGUCUAUCCCGGCCCCAACAAGGAAAAGUACGUCAUCAAGCGGCUGCUCCGUCGGGCCGUGCUCGAUGGGCACCAGAUGGGCGUUCGCGAACCGUUCAUGCACAACAUGGUCGGUGCCGUGGCCGAGGCAAUGAAAACCCCCUACCCUGAAUUGCAGCAAACCACCGAUCGCGUGGCCCAGGUGAUUCGCCGCGAGGAGAGCAACUUCCUCUCCACCAUCGACGCCGGGUUGGAGCGGAUCGACCGCAUUGUCAGCGACAUGAAAGCCGACGGCCGGGUGAUGGUCAGCGGAGCUGAAGCGGCCGACAUGUACACCACGCAUGGCUUCCCGCCCGAGCUGUUCGAAUCGCUGGCGGCCGAAAGCAAUCUCACCUUCGAUUGGGAAGGCUUCCAUCGCGAGAUGGAGCAGCACGGGCUCGAUUCGGGCGGCGGGCAGCGACACGAACUGUUCCAAUCCAGCCCGUUGGAUGCCUUGAAGAAGGCCAUGCACGGCACCGAUUUCCUCGGCUACGAAACCACCGAGGCCGAGUGCAAAGUGGUGGGGCUCAUAUCCCAAGAUCAGCUUUGUGAAGAGAUCCUCAAAGACGGGGACGAACCGCCGGUGGUCGUGGUGCUGGCUCAAACCCCGUUUUAUGCCGAAAGCGGUGGCCAGGUGGGCGACGUUGGCGAACUCAGCGGACCGGGCUUCCGCUUCAAAGUGACCGACACCCGGAAGGAAGGCAACUUCCAUCUGCACCUCGGGCACCUGACCGAAGGCAAGCUUGAACUGGGCGCCAUGGUCACCGCCCGGGUCGAUGCCGAGCGGCGGCAAGGCAUCCGUCGGGCUCACAGUGCCACGCACUUGUUGCAUCGGGCCCUGCAGAACCGGUUGGGUGAGCAUGCUCAACAGCAGGGCUCGAAGGUCGAUCGCGACUGGCUGCGGUUCGACUUCACCAACCCGCAGGCGGUCACCCGCGAAGAGCUGGCCCAGAUCGAAGACGACGUGAACAUGUACGUCACCCGCUCGGCCCCCAUCGAGUGGACCACGCUGCCGCUGGCCGAAGCCCGCGAGGCGGGGGCGAUGAUGCUCUUCGGCGAGAAGUAUCCCGACGAAGUGCGAAUGGUGGCCAUGGGCGAUUUCAGCAAAGAACUCUGCGGCGGCACGCAUCUCGACAGCACCGGCGAAGUGGGCCUGUUCCGCAUCGUCAGCGAAGAGAGCGUUUCGGCCGGCACCCGGCGAAUCACCGCGCUGACUGGCCCGGCGGCUUUGGCCGACAUGCACGAGCACGAAACGGUGCUCAACCAGGUUGCCACGCUGUUGAAGGCCCCGGCGAACACCAUUCCCCAGCGGGUUGAAACGUUGCUGAAGGAAGUUCGCGACCUGAAGAAGCAACUGGCCGCCGCCCCGACCAAGGGCGAGAUGACCUCCGAAGAGAUGCUCGAAGCGGCCUUCGACGUCGGCGGCACCAAGGUCGUGGUGACCGAAGUGCCCGGGGCCCAACCGGCCGCCAUGCGGCAGUACAUCGAUCACCUGCGACAGAAGGCCAGCCCCGUGGCCGUGAUGCUGGGCUCGGCCGCCGGGGGCAAGGUGCUGCUGGUCGCCGGGGUGAGUCGCGACCUGACCAAGGGCGAUGGGGCCCUGAGUGCGGUGGAGUGGAUCCAACCUUCGGCCGAAUUAGUCGGCGGCCGCGGCGGCGGACGCCCCGACAUGGCCCAAGCCGGCGGCAAAGACGCCACCCAACUCGCCGCCGCCCUAGAAGCAGGCCGGAAGACGAUUCGGAGCUUGUUGGGGUAG
Molecule: messenger RNA, 5559 nt
Organism: Cladocopium goreaui
Lineage: Eukaryota; Dinophyceae; Suessiales; Symbiodiniaceae
Source: the annotation of a GenBank genome assembly